AUGAGCGCCGAAGACGACUUCCUCGAGCGGAUCUUUUUGGCUGAACAGACUUACUACUCAGAAGCCUACAGGGCCGGUUUCGAUCUCUCCUCGAAGGAUGUCCCCAGGUCCGACAGCGAAUCUACCCCCCUCGAUCGUCAGCCUGAGCUGGAUGCAGCCUGGGCCCGUGGAGUCCAGCAUGGCGCUGAACUGGGUUCUGAGCUGUACUCCUACCUGGGAUUAGCCAAUCAGGUGCUUUCCACGCAUACGGCGACGACGUCGACGACGGCAGGUGGUCGAAGCGAUCGUCAUGUGGAGCUGGCGAAGACCCUGUUGGCGCUGUUGACCCAAUCCCCGGGCUUGCUUCAAUCUCCCUGCGCAGAGCUCGUAAAAAGACCUGACUUUGAGGAUGAAAUGGCCAGAAUUCGCGCCAAGGCACGCCAGCUGCUCAGUCUACUCGGUGUAAAUACAAUCAGUAGGAAGAUGGACGGCCUCAGUUUCUGA
Spirometra erinaceieuropaei is the source of this 483-nucleotide messenger RNA. The record is from the annotation of a GenBank genome assembly. Lineage: Eukaryota; Metazoa; Platyhelminthes; Cestoda; Diphyllobothriidea; Diphyllobothriidae.